UACCCCUUAAUUGAAUUUAUUACCGGCCGAGAUAGGUGUUCAUUCCUCCGCCGCAAACUCAGCGGCUCCUUGGUCACGCGGGCACACAUGCUGCCAUCAACGGCCCGAAACCUAAUUGCUCAGCUUCCUUCCGCAGCCAGAAUCACCGGAAGACGGUCGGCGACCGCUAGCGCGGCCUCAUCUUCCACCAAGAACCCUUCCUCCUCGCGUUCAUCAUCGGCCACUGCACAGAAGAAGAAGAAGCUCUCUGCAUCAGGUACUCGGAAGGAGCCUUCCUCAUCUUCCGCAAAAAAGGAACAUUCUGAGAAGAAACCUGCAUCCGUCUCACCGCCGUCCGCCGCCGGCGAUGCUCAGAAGAAGCUUUCAAAAUUAUCAUCCGAUGACGCCGCCUUAAAAAGUUACGUUUCCUCAAUCGGAUCCUCGUCCUCGGCCGAUACCUCCGAAACUGUUCAGUCACUUCUCAAGAACUUGAAAGCGGCCCCUCUUCAGCAAUCCUCUACUCAUUCGAAGUUCACUCUCAGUAACAUAGUCAGCGGCAGCUUAACUUCCAGUAGCGGAAAUGACAAUGAUGAAUCAGCGAAGCAGCUUUCGGCACACGCCACCGGUCUAUUGUACGAUGAGAUGGACUUGGAUUGGCAAGACGAAAGCGACGAUGACCAAGGUGUUGUGAAUGUUUUGGACUUCCCAUGGCUGUCUAGUUUGUCAAACAACAUGAUCUCAUUGCGGAGGAAAGAAGUCUCCCGGGAGAGGAAGCAGAAGUGGGUUUAUAGCAGCUCACAAGAUGUUAGGUUCAAUCGCCUGGUGCAAAUGUGCGCCAAGAAGAUGGGAACAGACACUGCCAUUGAUGUAUUUGCUAAGUUGGGAAAAGAAACUGGGCAGAAAGAAUUUCAUGCCUUAAUCAAGAUAUGCAUAGAGAACGCAAAGAAUACCACAGAUGAAGAUGUUUCAUUAGAGCAGAUUUAUAAGGCAUAUCAGAUUCUUAAAUUGAUGAGAGAAAGGGGUUUUACUAUUGAAGAAGCAACUUAUGGACAAUUCCUAAAGUAUCUCAUUGAUUCUGGAAUGGUUGAUGAAUUCUUUUUCUUCUCUCAACUAAUCAAAGAUGAGAACCCUGAUUCACUUCCUCGCUUAGCCUAUUAUGAAAUGAUUCUAUGGAUAACAGUCAAUAAUGAAGUGAAAAUACAAGAACUUUGUCAUUCUGCUAUGGCCGGUGCUGCAUCUGAAGAGAAAUCAAAGUUUCUAGAACAAAUAUUACUUGCAUUGGGAGAGAGCGACCGCAAGAAAGAGUUUAUGAUGCUUCUGAAAACUCUGGACACAACUAAGGUUAUGUCACCUACACUUUUAGAGUGCAUCUUCGGGUCGUUGGGGAAGUUUGAUCAAACAAAUUUGGCAGAAAAUAUUCUGCUGUCGCUCAAAUCAAAUGAUAAUGGAGUUGACAACAUCUCAAACUUCAUUGGUGUAUAUUUGACUAGCACACCUAGUUUAGUGGUUGAAGAUAUCAUCGAAAGAUUCCAUUCAUUGCACAAUGUUUUGAAGGUUUUGCCUACCUCAGCGUCUUAUGAAAAGCUCAUCAAAUAUUGUUGUGAACUCCUCAAGGUACAUGAGGCACUUAACAUAAUUGACAAAGCAUUGGAAUCUGGUGUUGCUUUGUCAUUGGAGACUUUUCAUUCGAUUUUGGAUGCCUGUGAUCAGAGCUUUGAUUUUGAUCUGGUUCACCAUGUCAACUUGAGAUUAUCAUCUUUUCCCAGUUUGAAACCAAACAAUGAGACCAUCAGGAGGAUGGUGCUUCUAUGUGUAAAGAUGAAAGAUUAUGAAGGAGCUUACAGAUUGAUUGACAACCUUCAGCAGAUGAAUGUGACACCACCAGUUACUGUGUAUAACACUAUAUUGGCAGGAUAUCUCCGCGAGAAAAAUACCAAGCGUGCUAUGACUGUUCUCAAGCAAAUGGAAGAUGCCAAUGUGAAGCCAGAUGCUCUGACUUACAGCCAUAUCAUAGGCAGCUGUCAAUGUGAGAAGGAUAUAAUUAAGUUUCAUGAUGAGAUGAUCAGCUUGGAAAUAAAGCCAACAAAGCAGGUUUUUAUGUCCUUAAUAAAUGCUUAUGCAGCCUGUGGACUGUUCGAAAAAGCUAAACAGGUGGUAUGUGAUAAAAGAAUACCAGUGGAGGACUUAAGUAGAAUAAAGAGUGCGCUCAUUGGAGCUCUUGCCUCAAAUGGGCACUUUUCGGCAGCUCUUGAAAUGUAUGAAGAGAUCAAGGAAUCUAAAGGUUCCCUUGAACCAAAAGCUAUUAGAUCUCUUGCCGAACAUUUUCAAUCUGAAGGAGAACUGAGCAAAUUGUUUGGGUUACUGGAUGAAUUAGAAAAUUCACCACAUUGGAUUGAUGCAUGCUUCUGGGUCAUAUCACAUUGUGUUCGAGAGGAAAAUUUUAGCUCAACUGUUGAUAUACUGAAGAAAUUGAAGGAUAAGUUCAGUGCUGAAGGUUCCUUAGAUGUGCUAUUUGAUGAGGUUUUUUGCUUGUAUGCGGAGAAAGAGGCAAGAAACAUGCAGUUUGGCCUUAAUUUACUCCAAGCUAUUAAGGAAGAAUUUGGUGUUUCCCCUUCACGAAAAAGUCUGGACUUUCUCCUUAGUGCUUGUGUUAAUGCUAAGGAUUCAGAUGCCGCCUUCAUGAUUUGGAAAGAAUAUAAGAUAGCAGGGCUGCCUUACAAUGUUCUGAGUUACUUGUGGAUGUAUCAGUCUCUUUUGGCUUCAGGGAAUGAAAAAUCUGCCAAUAAAAUACUGAAUCAGAUGCCCACAAAUGAUUUUCAUGUCCGCUGCAUCGUAAAAGCGUGUCAGAAUAAAUAUCUGAAUCAGGAGGCAUUUGAGCCGAAGGGAAAGAAGAUAAAGAAGGCACUGUCUGCCACUCUCAGACUGUUAGAUGCUCUAAAAUCCAAGUGACGAAUGUCACAUACAUCACAUGAGGUUAAAAAUUAACACACCACCCGUUUGCGCUCCAGAAUACAGCAAUCAGUCUAAGACUUUGGCAGAUUGAUGAAACAUUAAUCGUCCGAAUACCCCAUUUUGUCGAGGUAUGCCUGCUACCAUAUAUUCUUCACAUUCCAUUUAGCUAAGAGCUGCAAAAUAUCUGAAAUCAAUGACUAACUGCCCUCCACUCUAGUAAACUUUUUGCUGAUAGUUAAUUUCAAAUCUUCUCUACCCCGCGCAAUUGGCGCAGACCGGCUGCAUCGACCUGUUAGCACGGCUUGUCCUACAUAAACUAUGUUGCGAAAGGAUCGAGCUUUAUUAAAAUGAGGUAAAGUUCGAUGCCGACCUGGAAACAUAUUCAUUUAGAUGCAUCAUGCUUAAGAGGGGUAGGAUUGCUAGAAAUAGAAUGGUAAUGUAUAAGUUUUUGUAGUCUAAUCCUUUAACCAAAAAAUUUACUUUAUAUGUUUUAUAUAUCUUCAUUGAUAUACAGAGAAAAACAUGAGUCGGGUUCGUUUGGUUGUAAUUUGAGUUUCAAAUCACUACUAUUUAUUUUGUAUUUUUGGUUUGUUUA
Messenger RNA from Andrographis paniculata, 3526 nucleotides. Its product is annotated as pentatricopeptide repeat-containing protein At4g21880, mitochondrial-like. The transcript is spliced from 17 exons. NCBI's taxonomy places the organism in Eukaryota, Viridiplantae, Streptophyta, Magnoliopsida, Lamiales, Acanthaceae. Gene Ontology annotation, molecular function: protein binding. The record is from RefSeq and is a predicted model, not a curated record. The coding region runs from base 88 to 2928 and encodes 946 amino acids.